Messenger RNA from Sciurus carolinensis (gray squirrel), 3462 nucleotides. It is a transcript of the gene Creg2, whose product is annotated as cellular repressor of E1A stimulated genes 2. Bases 1 to 873 code for a protein of 290 amino acids. NCBI's taxonomy places the organism in Eukaryota, Metazoa, Chordata, Mammalia, Rodentia, Sciuridae. The transcript is spliced from 4 exons. The record is from RefSeq and is a predicted model, not a curated record.
AUGCUCGUGCGCCAGGGCGAGCGGUCCGCGCGGCUCGGGAUCCGCCUCUCCUGGCUGCUGUGCUGCAGCGCCCUGCUGUCCCCCGCUGCCGGGUACGUGAUCGUGAGCUCUGUGUCCUGGGCUGUCACCAACGAGGUGGACGAGGACUUGGACAGCGCCUCCACCGAGGAAGCGCUGCCCGCGCUGCUGGAGGACUCCAGCAGCAUCUGGCAGCAGAGCUUCCCUGCCUCGGCUCACAAGGAGGACGCGCACUUGCGGCCCCGGACGGGUGCUGCCCGCGCCAGGCCUCCCCCGGCGCCCCCGGGGAUGUUCUCCUACCGACGGGAGAGCGGCCCCGCAGCCGGUGCGCCCCCUGACCUGAGGCUGCGCCCCGCCACCGCCCGCUCCCUGGCCCACGCCAGCGCCUGGGGCUGUCUGGCCACGGUGUCCGCCCACGAGAAGAUCCUAGGGCUGCCAUUUGGGAACUGCCUGCCCUUUAGUGACGGUCCCUUCAACAACAGUACUGGAAUUCCUUUCUUCUACAUGACAGCCAAGGACCCUGUGGUAGCAGAUCUGAUGAAGAACCCCAUGGCCUCACUAAUGCUGCCUGAAUUGGAAGGAGAGUUUUGCAGAAAAAACAUUGUGGACCCAGAAGAUCCCCGAUGUGUCCGCUUAACGCUCACUGGCCGGAUGAUUUCAGUAUCCUCAGAAGAAGUAGAAUUUGCCAAGCAGGCCAUGUUUUCAAGGCACCCAGGGAUGAGGAAGUGGCCCCGUCAGUAUGAAUGGUUCUUCAUGAAGAUGAGGAUAGAAUACAUUUGGCUUCAGAAAUGGUAUGGAGGUGUAUCUGACAUUUCUAGGGAGGAAUAUUUCAAAGCGGUUCCCAGAAAGGCCUGAUGGAAUGGAAGAAAGUCCUUGGUGUUUGCGUUAAAGUGAAAACCUUUUACGUGAUGUAACCAGACAGCUCUUGAAUGCUGUCUCUUCGUUGAAGGCUUCCUGGCUGCCCUGUCAUUGCUACAGCAGAAUGAGAGAGGACGAAGAGAGAGCCUCGUGCUAGACUUGAGACUCAAGUGGUCAUUCGAAGAUCCUCCGUUCACACAGGUACUUCACAGAGAUAGUCUUCAUUUACACUGCAUUCAAUCCAGACUCACUUCUUGGUUGUCAAAAUGGCACACUGAGACCUUUGCUGGUCCAUUCUUUAGGAAAAAAUUAUACCUGUGUGUACAAUAUGAUUGCUUUGUAUUGUGGGAGUGUUUUUGUUGUUUUCUGUGCCAAAAGCAGUGUCUGGGAUCAAAGCUCAUUGUAACCACAAAGGAGUUGAAUGUGCAUCACACAGCCUCAAAACCGUGUACGGGUGAGUAUGGAAGACUCUCUGUCUGUGGAUUAUUCAUCAUGCUCCUGGAUUGCAAAUGCAUUAUUGAGUCACGUUUGCUAGAUUGUACCGGUCCCUGAUGAAGCUCCUUCCCCUAUAUUAUGACCAUCAAUGUAAGAACAUGCAGAGUUUGCAGCACAGGCCUAUUCUAUAUAAGCAGAUGUUGGUAUAGCAUUAAAAAGAAUGGGAUAGAUUUGAUCUCAAGCUUUUUAGAUCCCAGCUGCUCACAUUUUUUCAUAGAGAGUUCCCCUCUUGCAUGCUUGAGGAGUGGCAUCCAAAAUAAGAAGCACCUCAUGCCAUGGUUUGUAGAGAGGAAAAGGGGAAAGGUUAGGCUGUGAAGGGAAAAGACAAAGUCUAAGAGAAGGAUGAAAGAGGUCAGUAACUGAGGGCCCUUUCCAGAGGUUGUCCCAUUUAGGCCCAACCAACGGGUGCCUGUCGUCAUUGUCACUUACAGACAAGGAAACUGAGGUUCCACAUGGCUCAGUUAACAUUCCAGGGUCAGAUUCCUGAAUUCACUGCACAUAAUGGAUGGAGUGGUACCUCCAAGAGUUUCAAUUUUAAGAACAAAGAGUUACUGAAAUGCUUAGGUAGUCACUGAACCAGGAAAAUCCUUAAAGUGAUUUGAAAGACAAUGACUGAUUUGUCUGGAGAUGAUUUGUCACUAUUAUCAGGAAAAGAAAAGUGUGUCAGAAAUUUGAGUACUACAAAUUUAAAUUUUUAUACAAGUUAUAUGCAGGAGCUCCUGGUGUUUUUAAGAAACUGCAUCUGAGUAUACAUCCUGCAUGGACCAAUGUGUGCACACCUAAGAUCUCUUACAAUUGAAAUCUAAAGGAUCUAGUAAAAUCCAAGUUUUCUAUUUUUCUAUAAUGGUUGUAACUCUCUUUGGUGGAUUAGGUAUGCCAUAUAACACAAAAACACAUCAUUAUGUAUAGGAAAUUCUUAAAUAAAAUAUUAUGAAUGGUUAUGUUUCUGCUAAACAAAAUAAGACAUGAAGAAGGUGUGAGUUGUCAAAAAUAUAUUUUAAGUGCCUAUUACUAAAAACAUAGUAAGAUGCACAGAAUUCAUUUUUUUUCAUAAGCCUGUUCUCAGAAGAGUUCCUAACAAUGGUAAUUUCUAGUAUAUAAAAAUAAGAUACAUUUUUCAGGGUAUUUCAUAUUUUCAGAGUUUAAAGUUAUUGCUACCCCAAUUUUAAAGAAAGAAAGGGGGGAAACUGGAAGAACAAGUCACCUCCUUGAAAGUACUCCAUAAGUUAAUCUCUAACCUAAAUCCUUGGAACAUCCUCCCUAUCCUGUCUUCAGAUAACGUACCUACAUCAGGUUUGCUUUGAUAUUCAGUUCCAUUUGGCUCAUUAAAGGUCCCUGGUGCUUCAGAGGGUUUUACAGAGUGGGUUCCAUUUGUAACCACUGGCAAAGGUUGUCAGGUAGUUAUCCAAAUUUCAUGAAACGAAAUCUGAACAAUAAGAAUAAUCUUGAAAAUUCAUAAGUUUGAGUCCAUUGGGCCCCAUUCAGGUCAUUAUGUUCCAGAAAAUCUCUUAAAAAAUGUACAUUGAUUAAAAAUAUUAAUUUUUAAUUAAAAUUGUAUUGGGGACCUGGGACACAGUGAUAGAGUGCUUGCCUGGCAUGUGUGAAGCCCUUGGUUCAGUCUCGAGCACUGAAAAGAAAAAAAUGACUAUACUGGAAGUUUUAGACACAGAAAUAAGGCAAGAAAAAGAAAUAAAAUGAAUAUGAAUUGGAAAAAAGAAAUAAAAGUAUUCCUAUUUACAAAUGAAUUAUCUACAUAGAAAAUUCUAAAUAAUCUACUUUUUAAACAAUUUAUUAAAGCACCUGAAACUAGUGAGUGAAGUAAGACCUCAGGAUACAAGAUCAGUGCAUGAAUAUAUGGAAAAAAAACUAUAAACACAAUACCACUUACCACCACUCCAAAGAAAAUUAAAUACUUGGGGUAUAAAUUUAACAAAACAUGUACAGAAUUUGAAUGCUGAAUACAUUUUAUAUGCUAAUGAAAGAAAUCAAUCAUUUAAAUAAAUGAAGAGAUAUACCAUAUUCAUGGAUUUAAAGACACAAAGUAGUAAAGAUGUCAACUCUCCCAAACUGAUCUCUUGGUUUAAUAUAAUU